Kogia breviceps (pygmy sperm whale) is the source of this 3276-nucleotide messenger RNA. RefSeq names its product leucine rich repeat and fibronectin type III domain containing 4 (gene LRFN4). Gene Ontology annotation, molecular function: protein binding. Gene Ontology annotation, cellular component: cell surface; postsynaptic density membrane; glutamatergic synapse. NCBI's taxonomy places the organism in Eukaryota, Metazoa, Chordata, Mammalia, Artiodactyla, Physeteridae. The record is from RefSeq and is a predicted model, not a curated record. Gene Ontology annotation, biological process: regulation of postsynaptic density assembly; regulation of presynapse assembly; synaptic membrane adhesion.
CCCGCCUGUCACUGCUGCUGCUGCCGCGCCGCGGAAACGGUGCCGGGAACCGAGUGAGCCGGGGCCGCGGGCCCGAGCGCCAUGGGCCGGAAGGCGUGCGGAGGGCGGCUGGUCAGCCCCGGGCCUCACCCCCGCAGGAGAGCCGCCUGGAGACGGCAGGGGCCGGCCGGUCCCACGGGGAGGCCGGCCCGCGCCCCAUGAGCUGCGGACACCAGCCUCACCUUGUCCCCAGAGCCCGGACUCCCCCUAACUGCUUGGGAAACGUGACCUUUACUCUGGGGGCCCUGGCCCUGCAGGCUCCAGCCUUCUCUCGGCCUUGGGGGACCCCUUGGGCCUCUGCCCCUGACCCCACCCCCAGGCCAGGCUCUCGAAGCUGGCCUCUGAGACUGGGUCUUGGAGCAAGUGGGCGCCUGUGCCAGACCCACCUGUGCUGGGGCUGUGACCCUUCCCGACAGGGCGCUCACCAUGGCCCCGCCGCUCCUGCUGCUGCUGCUGGCCAGUGGAGCGGCCGCCUGCCCCCUGCCCUGCGUCUGCCAGAACCUGUCCGAGUCGCUCAGCACCCUCUGUGCCCACCGAGGCCUGCUGUUCGUGCCGCCCAACGUGGACCGGCGCACAGUGGAGCUGCGGCUGGCUGACAACUUCAUCCAGGCCUUAGGGCCGCCAGACUUCCGCAACAUGACGGGGCUGGUGGACCUGACACUGUCCCGCAACGCCAUCACCCGCAUCGGGGCCCGCGCCUUCGGGGACCUGGAGAGCCUGCGCUCCCUGCACCUGGAUGGCAACAGGCUGGUGGAGCUGGGCACUGGCAGCCUGCGGGGCCCCGUCAACCUGCAGCACCUCAUUCUCAGCGGCAACCAGCUGGGCCGCAUCGCGCCGGGGGCCUUCGACGACUUCCUGGACAGCCUGGAGGACCUGGACCUGUCCUACAACAACCUGCGGCAGGUGCCCUGGGCCGGCAUCGGCGCCAUGCCUGCCCUGCACACCCUCAACCUGGACCACAACCUCAUCGACGCAUUGCCCCCGGGCGCCUUUGCCCAACUCAGCCAGCUCUCCCGCCUCGACCUCACCUCCAACCGCCUCGCCACGCUGGCGCCCGACCCGCUCUUCUCCCGGGGGCGCAACGCCGAGGCCUCGCCUGCCCCGCUGGUGCUGAGCUUCAGUGGGAACCCCCUGCACUGCAACUGCGAACUGCUGUGGCUGCGGCGGCUCGCCCGGCCCGACGACCUGGAGACGUGCGCCUCCCCGCCCGGCCUAGCCGGCCGCUACUUCUGGGCGGUGCCCGAGGGCGAGUUCUCCUGUGAGCCGCCCCUCAUUGCCCGCCACACGCAGCGCCUCUGGGUGCUGGAGGGCCAGCGGGCCACACUGCGGUGCCGGGCCCUCGGCGACCCUGCGCCCACCAUGCACUGGGUCGGCCCUGACGACCGGUUGGUCGGCAACUCCUCCCGAGCCCGGGCUUUCCCCAACGGGACCCUGGAGAUUGGGGUGACGGGUUCCGCGGACGCGGGGGGCUACACCUGCAUUGCCACCAACCCUGCUGGCGAGGCCACAGCCCGGGUAGAACUACGGGUGCUGGCCUUACCUCACGGAGGGAACGGCAGUACCGAGGGGGCCCGCCCGGGGCCCUCGGACAUCGCCGCCUCAGCCCGCACUGCUGCCGAGGGCGAGGGGACGCUGGAGUCUGAGCCAGCUGUGCAGGUGACUGAGGUGACCGCCACCUCAGGGCUAGUGAGCUGGGGGCCAGGGCGGCCGGCAGACCCUGUGUGGAUGUUCCAAAUCCAGUACAACAGCAGCGAGGACGAGACCCUCAUGUACCGGAUCGUCCCAGCCUCCAGCCACCACUUCCUGCUGAAACACCUGGUCCCGGGUGCCGACUAUGACCUCUGUCUGCUGGCCCUGUCACCCGCUGCUGGGCCUUCCGACCUCACAGCCACUAGGCUGCUGGGCUGUGCCCACUUUUCCACGCUGCCAGCCACGCCCCUGUGCCACGCCCUGCAGGCCCACGUGCUGGGCGGGACCCUGACCGUGGCUGUCGGGGGGGUGCUGGUGGCUGCCUUACUGGUCUUCACUGUGGCCUUGCUGGUUCGGGGCCGGGGGGCCGGGAAUGGCCGCCUCCCCCUCAAGCUCAGCCACGUCCAAUCCCAGACCAACGGGGGCCCCAGCCCCACACCCAAGACGCACCCACCGCGGAGCCCCCCGCCUCGCCCCCAGCGCAGCUGCUCCCUGGACCUGGGAGACACGGGCGGGUGCUACGGGUACGCCAGGCGCCUCGGAGGGGCCUGGGCCCGACGGAGCCACUCUGUGCACGGGGGGCUGCUUGGGGCUGGGUGCCGGGGCAUGGGGGGCAGCGCCGAGCGGCUGGAAGAGAGUGUGGUGUGAUGGUAAGGGAGCCAGACUGGGGUGGGCAGCACAGGGUGGGUGGGCAGCCUCCUGGCCCGGUGGGUCAGCGCUGCCUGGGAGUCCCUCCUGGUUUUACCCUGGGUCCCUUGGGCAGAACUUCUCCCUGGUUCUGGCCUCCAGUUGGGUGAAACGGGACAGGUAGGUCCCUGUGACAGGUGCUCACGGCCUCCGAGGCAGGGGCUGCAGCCACCAAGUGCAAGUCUUGUUUUUCUUUAUAAUAAAAUUACUGGGGUCACCUCAGCGGUAGUCUCUGGUCUCACCCUGCUACGUUCCCUGAAAAGAGAGGGGGCCUCCGGGCCAGUGGAGGCACAAACAAGAUGGGGUCAGCACUGGGGCUACCAGCCCUGUGGAGGGCCAGCCAGCCUGGGGUGCCCUCGGGCCCUGGAGUGCUAUGGGGCCCAGCGCCUCUGCUCUGUGCCCACGUCUGAGCGCAGGGAACACCCCUUCCUGCCAGCGCGUGGGCAGGAUGUCUCACCCUCACCUGGCAUGGGCGUUACAGUGCACAGGGCAGCAAAGGGAGCAGGUGGGAGGCGGUGCCGCCCUUCUGGGCAAAGGGACCUGGGCUGGUAACGUUCUUAGCAGCUCAGUAAGGAAGUCCCCUUUGGCUCCCGUGGGUGACAGCCUUAUUUACCAUCGGUCAGGGCACCUUCUGGAUGUGUAAAAUGUCAUCCCAAAGGGACUGGAAAGGGACUUGGAAUCCUGUUGCCCUGCUCCCAGUCUGGGGCCCCCUAGAAGGUUCCUGUCAGGGAUGCAGGCCCUGAGCAAGAUGUUGGCUCUCAACUGCUCCACUGACGCCCCUCGUGGCUUUGCUCCUGCUGGACACCCAGGGGCAAACACCAAGGGAGACCACGCCCGCAUGGUCACUGCUCUAGUCCCCGC